Molecule: messenger RNA, 1152 nt
Organism: Durusdinium trenchii
Lineage: Eukaryota; Dinophyceae; Suessiales; Symbiodiniaceae
Source: the annotation of a GenBank genome assembly
AUGGACCAAGUGAAGAAGGAUAUGGAAGCUGACGACAAACUCCGAAAAGACUGGGAGCAGGUUCAAAAAUCAUCGGACAGGAUGCGAGAAACCAGUGCAGCAAAUUCUGAGAAGCUGGAGCAGUUUGGUGAACGCAUGAAGAGCCUUUCUUCCCAGACAUCAGAGCUGCUUAGCAGCUGGUCGGACAAAGCUCGCAAUGUUGCCAGCUCCACUUCAAGCCGCUUGGACCGAGCGACAGAAGACAACGAGGCUCUGAAGAAAGCACGGGAGUUUGUCAGGAGUGCUUCUGAGUCCACAUCCGCGGCUUCUUCUAGCUUCCUGAACAAAACCCGGGAGAAGUUUUCCAAUGUAAUGGAUGCUUCAUCAAGAGCUGUGGACUACUUGGGUGAUGAGAAUAAGAAGGCACGCCGGUGGAAAAAGUCGCGAGACGCCAUGGCGGAAGCUGAGAAAUCCAAAGCUGAGCAGUCUGAGGCCACUGAUACAUCGGAGAGUGCAUCGAUGGACAAGGCCAAGGAUGCAAAAGCUGCUGAAGCCGAAGAAGUUCAGUCUGCCCUUGUGGUUUCCCAGGCAGGCAGCAGUUCUUGGGGACCACGGCUUUCAGACAUGCCAUUCCUCAACAGCGUUUUCGAGAACCCGCUCUUUGAUCGAGUAUUUGGCGAAACAGAGCUGCUUAGCUUCAUGGAAAGUGGCAAGGAGCUGGACUACACGUUCAGGUUGGAGGAAUUUGCAGAGGACUUGGAAUAUAUUGUAGCACCGCACAUUAUCAAGUCUUAUCUUGAAGGCGACGAAGAGGCUUUGCAGAAACAUUGUGGGGAAGCCUGCUUCAGCACUGUAAAUGCAGGGAUCAAGGAGCGAAAGAAACAGCAAAUGAGCCUGGACUCCAAAAUCCUUGCUGGACCUCGAGAGGUGGAGCUAAAAGGAGCCAAACUCAUGGAGCAGGGGGCUCCGUGCUUCAUUUGGACCUUCAACAUGCAGCAGGUAAACUGCUUGAGGGACUCAGAUGGUGAGAUCAUUGAAGGUGCAGUGGAUGAUAUUCGGACUGUUUGUUAUGCGAUGGCCGUCACAAGGCAUCCACAGUUGGAUAAGCUCGAUCUGGAGUAUCCGUGGCAAGUCUCUGAACUUGCCAUUCUCUGGAACCAGCCUUCUUUAUGA